Messenger RNA from Cicer arietinum (chickpea), 1745 nucleotides. Its product is annotated as F-box/kelch-repeat protein At3g06240-like. NCBI's taxonomy places the organism in Eukaryota, Viridiplantae, Streptophyta, Magnoliopsida, Fabales, Fabaceae. The record is from RefSeq and is a predicted model, not a curated record. Gene Ontology annotation, molecular function: protein binding.
AUAAUGUUAAUAAAAGAGGGCCAAUAAACUCAAAUCUAUAUGCAAAUCAACAAUACCUUGAUAACCCUAAACUCAAAAUCUCAAGUUCUCAGCAGCUUGAGACAUCGCUUCUUCUUUCUCCCUCGCUGCGGGAAUUCUUUUCUCAUUCCUCAAAUCUUUCUCAGCUUUUUAAGCCGAUUUCAGUUUCAAUUUAUUGAGAUUCACGAAUCACCGACAAACGCGCGGCCGCCUCACUCUGCCUCCAGUCCAGAUCGCUCCUCUGCUCGCUGCGGGCCUGCGGCCGCCUCUGCCUGACUGCCUCUGUGGCCGUUCGUCGCUCACUGUUCGCCGCAAUCUUAUCUGUCUCCAGAUCGCGUUGCUGCUUUGUUCAAAAGAAGAUUGUGCAGGCUCCUUGCUCAUUGUCCCUUGCUAAUUGAGUGUAGCAACAAGUGACUUCAAACCAUUCCCAUCAUCUUUGAAUUAGGAACUCCUAACUGGUAGAGAUGGAAAAAGAUGCGAGUGUGACAAAAGAAAAGGUUAGAAACUACAUAUGCGACGAUCUUGCAUUUUAUAUUCUAUCAAAAUUGCCUCUAAAAUCUUUGAAGCGGUUUGGAUGCGUACGUAAAUCAUGGAUUCUCUUAUUUGAAAACCAUCAUUUCAUGAGCAUCUUUCGCAACAAUUUAAUCUCUUAUGAUCAUUCGUACUACGAUGAUACGUCUCUUCUCCUACAGCUUACUAAUAGAGAUUUGUGUUCAUUUUCUGGAGAUAAUUUUGGAGAUAAUUUUGACGAUGUAAUCAUAGAUCUUCCAGAUCCGUUUAAAGAUGAGCACCCUUCUAUUAGGGUUUUGGAUUCUGGUAGCAUUACCGGAAUUCUUUGUCUCUACACUGGUGAUCUAAGAUAUGCAUUAUGGAAUCCAACAACAGAGGAAUUCAAGAUCAUCCCUCAACUCCCUCGUGAGUUUGAUUCACCUUAUAUUACAGAAGAGGUUAUUCCACUUGGAUUUGGUUUUGACCAAGUUAGAAAUGAUUUUAAGUUGAUUACGAAUGUACUAUUUUGUCUUCAAUAUGAAGAUAUAGAUUACCCAGAAUUUAGUUGCGAGUACCGAAUAUAUAACCUUAAAAGUAACUCUUGGAGAAAAAUUGACAAAGAUGUCGGUUUUAUAUCAUCAUUUUAUACUCAGACUUGUCAACGAUUGUACAUGAACGGAAUGUGUCAUUGGUGGGUUUUUUCGCAUGAUGGAAGAGACAUAACAUCGUUUGACUUGGUCACCGAGGAGAUUAUCACAACACAUAUACCUCUAGAAAUACAUCCAGAAGUGAAUGAUGAUUUUAAUGUUGCUUAUAUACCAUUAUCCUUAAUGGUGUUAAAUGGGUCUAUUGGUUUCAUCUCAGGGCCUUUAGAUAACACUACUUUUAACAUAUACAUUUUGGGAGAAAUUGGAGCAAAAGAAUCAUGGACUAAACUUUUUACUAUUGGGCCAUUGUCUGAUAUUAGACUUUCUAUUGGAGCAGGGAAGAAAGGUGAUUUAUUUUUUCAGAAAGAAGAUGGUGAUAUAGUUCGGUUUAAUUUAACCACCCAAUUGAUUGAGGAGCUUGACAUUGAAGGAGAUAAUUAUAGUAUAUUAAUUUAUAAGAAAAGUUUUCAAUCAUUAAUUUGAUUUCAACCAUAAGAUUUAUGAAUGUGGGUAUUAAGAUUUAACAAUCUUUUGAUAGUUGUAUUUUAUGUAUUACAUUAAUUAAUAAAUGAAAAAUAUACAUUAUGUAUA